UGCGAUUUUACAAAUGUUUUAAAAACCAGAUCAUUCGAUUCAACCGAUUAUCUGAUUGAACCAAAACAUGUAACUCUUACCAUUCGAUCUCCGGUUUGGUUUUUAAAACAUUAGAUUGUACACCAAAUCCCUAUUCUCUCACAUUGAGAUCUCUACUUCAACUGUCUAUCCACAAGACACAAAUAUCAGUUAGCAUGUUUUAAUCAAUGUGUCUGUCAGUUACCAAAAAUAAGGAAAGCUGUCGUUUCCCUCUUCACCUUCAAUGUGCAAAAAAAGUAACCAAACCAAUCUCAAGAACAAACCAAAACCUUGUUACACCGACAAAAACAUAGUAAACUCAACAACAACAACAAACAACAACAUUAACUAAAUCAAAUCUCAAAAAGCAUCACAAAAUCCAAUGAAACGAAACCACAGUUCCCACCACCACCAAAACCACCACAACAACCACCAUAACCCACCAAGAAAAUGGCUUAUAAUCCCAACCUUAACAAUCUCGCUCCUUCUCUUCUUCUUCUUCAUCAUUCUUCUCCCUUAUUCAAAACCAUCUUCUUCAUCUCUUUCUUCAGAUAAUCCAAGUUUCACAGCUCAUUUGAAUCUUCCAAAACUACCAAAAUUUGCAUACUUGUUAACAGGAACAAAAGGUGAAGUUUCACAGCUCAAAAGGGUUCUUCAAGCAAUAUAUCAUCCAAGAAACUAUUACCUUCUUCAUCUUGAUCUUGAAGCUUCUAGUGAAGAGAGGGUUGAGCUUGCAAAGUAUGUGAAAUCUGAGAAGGUGUUUGGUGUUUUUGGGAAUGUUAUGGUUGUUGGUAAAGGUGAUUUGGUUACUUAUAAGGGUCCUACUAUGAUUGCUUCAACGCUUCAUUCUGUUGCUUUGUUUCUUAAAAGGGUUGGUGAUUGGGAUUGGUUUGUUAAUCUUAGUGCUUCUGAUUACCCUCUCUUCUCACAAGAUGAUCUCUUACAUAUAUUUUCAUUCAUGCCUAGGGAUAUCAACUUCAUUGAGCAUACAAGUAAUAUGGGUUGGAAAGAGUUUCAAAGAGCCAGACCUAUCAUUAUAGAUCCAGGCUUGUAUCAUUCAAGGGUAUCUAGUGUUUACUACGCUAAAGAGAGAAGAUCUCUCCCAUCUUCAUUCAAGUUAUUCACAGGCUCUGAAUGGGCUGUCCUUACAAAACCAUUUCUGGAGUUCUGUGUAUAUGGUUGGGACAACCUUCCUCGCACUCUCCUUAUGUACUACACGAACUUCCUUUCGUCGAACGAAGGCUACUUCCAGACUGUCCUCUGCAAUCACAAGGACUAUCAAAACACAACUGUAAACAACGAUUUGCGUUACUUAAGGUGGGACAACCCACCAAAACAACAGCCUUUAUCUUUGAAACUGGAACAUUUCGAAGACAUGGCGCAUAGCGGCGCACCUUUUGCUCGUAGAUUCGACAAGGACGAUCCUAUUCUUGAUAAAAUCGACAGGGAACUGUUGGGAAGAUCGGAUGGUCGCUUUACUCCUGGUGGUUGGUGUCUUGGUAAUCAUCUCAAGGGAAAAGAUCCUUGUGAUGUUUAUGGAAAUCCAGAUGUUGUUAAUCCUAGUGUAAGGUCUAAGAUACUAGAAAAAUUGAUGUUGAUACUAUUGGAUUCUGAAAAUUUCAGACCAAAACAGUGUAAAUAGUCUUUUUGUGGCACUUUUUGCAUCUGUUCAAAUUUAACAUUAUGAACAGUUGUUAUUUCUUGUAACAUUAUAUCUUCUUUUUUUAUUAA
Molecule: messenger RNA, 1749 nt
Organism: Medicago truncatula (barrel medic)
Lineage: Eukaryota; Viridiplantae; Streptophyta; Magnoliopsida; Fabales; Fabaceae
Product: beta-glucuronosyltransferase GlcAT14C
Exons: 4
Coding region: 401-1660 (419 amino acids)
Cellular component (GO): membrane
Molecular function (GO): glucuronosyltransferase activity
Source: RefSeq, a predicted model, not a curated record